AUGGCCAACGGACACAAUGGCACCCACUCGUCCAGCAGCGACGAAGACUCUCCAGCUAGCGACCCUCGCCCAGCAUACAAACGCAAGAUGUCGACACCCUUGGCUCCUCCCUUUAUGGUCUCGGCUCCUGGAAAGGUCAUUGUCUACGGCGAGCAUGCCGUCGUCCACGGAAAGGCUGCUAUGGCUGCUGCCAUCUCGCUGCGAUCCUACAUGCUCGUCACCACUCUCUCCAAGUCACGCCGAACAAUCACUCUGCGCUUCCGCGACAUCGACCUCAACCACACCUGGGACAUUGACUCUCUACCCUGGGAUGCCUUCUCCCAUCCCGAUCGCAAGAAGCGCUACUACGACCUCGUCACCCAACUCGACCCCGACCUCGUCGAAGCCAUGAAACCUCACAUCCUCAAUGUCUCUCCCCACAUUGCACUCGAAAAUCAAAAGAUCCACCAGGCCGCAGCCUCGUCCUUCCUCUACCUCUUCCUUUCUCUCGGCAACAAGUCUUCGCCUGCCACCAUUUACACUUUACGUUCUACGAUACCCAUCGGCGCCGGUCUCGGUUCCAGCGCCAGCAUUUCUGUUUGCAUAGCUACUUCUCUUUUAAUCCAGGCUCGCGCCCUUUCUGGCCCCCACCCCGAUCAGAUGCCCGAGGAGGCUGAGAAACAGAUAGAGAGGAUCAACCAAUGGUCCUUUGUGGGUGAGAUGCUCAUCCACGGCAAUCCUUCAGGCGUGGACAAUACAGUUGCUUCUGGCGGCAAGGCAGUCCUGUUCAAACGUGCAGACUAUGCGAAACCACCGCUGGUCUUGCCUCUGCGCAACUUCCCUGAACUACCUCUACUCCUGGUGGACACGAAACAAGCAAAGAGCACUGCUGCAGAGGUCGCAAAGGUGGCCCGAUUAAAGAAGACGCAACCCAAGAUCGCCAACCAUAUUCUGGACGCGAUCGACAAUGUCACCGAAUCCGCACACGCCUUGAUCACCAGCCCAGACUUUGACCCCAAGGACCCUUCAGCACUCACACAACUCGGAGAACUGGUGUCGAUAAACCAUGGACUUCUGGUCAGUCUAGGAGUCUCACAUCCCAAGCUCGAGCGAUUGCGCGAGCUCGUAGAUACAGCAGGGGCAGGUUGGACCAAACUCACUGGCGCGGGCGGCGGUGGCUGUGCUUUCACCCUGCUCAAACCAGAUUUACCUCAAGUUGGCGAAGACAUGCCUGUGGCGGAGACAGCAAAUUCACAAGCAGAGACACUAAAAAGACUCGAGAAAGAUCUCCUGAAGGAGGGCUUUGAAAAGUACGAAACGACACUUGGAGGUGAUGGCGUUGGUGUGCUAUGGCCCGCUGUGCUUGACAAUGGAAGCGACGAACUUGGAGGCGAGGAGAUUGACGGAGACAAGUUUGAAGCAGUCGAGGGUCGUGAGGGUGUCGAGAAACUCGUUGGUGUCACGGGCGGCAUUCACGGUGGUGCACGAGAAGGCUGGAAGUUUUGGAGGAUAUGA
Aureobasidium namibiae CBS 147.97 is the source of this 1494-nucleotide messenger RNA. Its product is annotated as mevalonate kinase. Gene Ontology annotation, biological process: ergosterol biosynthetic process; isoprenoid biosynthetic process. The record is from RefSeq and is a predicted model, not a curated record. Bases 1 to 1494 code for a protein of 497 amino acids. Gene Ontology annotation, cellular component: cytoplasm. The transcript is spliced from 2 exons. NCBI's taxonomy places the organism in Eukaryota, Fungi, Ascomycota, Dothideomycetes, Dothideales, Saccotheciaceae. Gene Ontology annotation, molecular function: ATP binding; mevalonate kinase activity.